AUGAGAACUGGAGGAAGAAAGACUAAAGACCCGAGAGAGGAAGAGAGGCAAUGCCCUUGCCGAAAUGCAAGAGCCCUUACUGACUUAUGUCAGCCUGGAGGUGCUCUUUCACAAAAAAAAACUUCAGUGUUUCGCUGUAUUCUAUUGUUAACAAUACAAGCAAGAUGCCAAUACCAAUCACACCACCCGGUUUCCUUCGUUCAAUCGCCGGGACCGCCGAUGAGUCAAUAUCGUCAAUCGGGUUAUCCACCCUGGCAUCAGUUUUCUUCACCACGGAAAAGGUUGCCUGACAUACAAACAUAUUACAACACGCCAUAUAAUCAACGGUUGUCAUACAAUCAGAAUCCAUUCCAAGUGCAAGGUCAGCAAAACUUCCAAGAUUUUCCACAGUCGUACAACAGCCGGUCAUCCCAUGACUUAUUACAUUCGGAAACUAGAGGUAAUAUCAAUGACCCUAGGCUUCUUUCAGAAUCUGCAUUCACUAGAAUAUCCGAAACUCUCGGAGCGAUCAAUACAGUGGGACAUUACCUUAUUGAUGUGGUAAAUGAAAACGAAAGAAAUGAAUCUGAUCCCAACUUGAAGCAGCUGCCACAGGCACUGUAUACAAUUAGUAAAAAUGUUCUAGGCAGAAAUGUUACUGAUAAAAUAGCACCUAUAGUCAAAAAAGCGUUACCUAAAGUGCUACCAGAUGCACCAAUAACUAGAAUAGCAACAGCUGAUUUAAAACCAGAUAAUGCUAGAUUUUGUACAACACCAGAAGGAGAACAGGGUAUAUGUGAAGAUUUAAGUAAUUGCCCACAAUUACUUCUAAAUCUAGUCAGCCUACGUGAAUCGUUAUGCUUUAAAGAUCUCUACGUUCCUGGUGUAUGUUGUCCGAGAGAUGCUGUUGUUCCCUCAACGCCGAUUGAGAAGCCAGUGAUAAGUACAACAAGUAAGCCGACAUAUUUAGUACCGGUGACUACGCAGAGGCCGAUACAGAAACCGGCGACUACGAAAAAGCCAUCUGCAAUCCUUGUGUUGACAACUAAGAAACCUAGACCGACUACGACAACUACCGCCAGACCAGUCACCACGCUUUCUACCGUGACGACCACUCGGGUUCCAUCAACGACAAGCUACUACACUGUUACUCCUCCGUUCAUCGCUAACUUUUCAAACAUCGUUGAUAUAAACGACUGUGGUCAGAGGGAAGACGAAGGCGGACGUAUAGUUGGAGGCACUGAGGCUAAGUCUGGCGCUUGGCCCUGGAUGGCUGCUAUAUACCUGCACGGAACCAAACGUCGUGAGUUCUGGUGCGGGGGCACGCUGGUCGGGACGAGGCACGUGCUCACCGCUGCACAUUGCACAAGAGACUCCAAACAGAGGCCCUUCCCAGCCCGUCAGUUCAGCGUGCGCCUGGGGGACGUAGACCUGUCUCGCGACGACGAGCCCUCCCGCCCGGUGACCCUCCGCGUGUCGGCCGUCCGCGCUCACGAGCAGUUCUCCAGGGUCGGCUACUAUAACGACAUCGCUGUCCUCGUGCUGGCUGAAAACGUUCAAAAAUCGAAAUACGUCAUACCUAUCUGCCUACCACGAGGCGAUCUAUCACGCAAGCAGUUCGAUGGCUCCGUCGCCACAGUGGUGGGGUGGGGCACCACACGGUACGGAGGUUCGGAGAGUUCGCGCCAGCUUGAGGCUCGCCUGCCGGUCUGGAGGAACGAGGACUGCGACAGGGCGUACUUCCAACCCAUCACUGACACCUUUCUUUGCGCUGGGUAUCCUAGAGGCGGGGUUGAUGCUUGUCAGGGUGACUCUGGCGGUCCACUCAUGUUACAAGCAAAUGGCCGAUGGACGCAAAUCGGCGUGGUUUCCUUCGGCAACAAGUGCGGAGAGCCAGGCUACCCGGGAGUCUACACUAGAGUCACGCAUUAUUUGAACUGGCUGCAACAGAACCUAACAUAA
Messenger RNA from Melitaea cinxia (Glanville fritillary), 1941 nucleotides. Its product is annotated as proclotting enzyme. NCBI's taxonomy places the organism in Eukaryota, Metazoa, Arthropoda, Insecta, Lepidoptera, Nymphalidae. Bases 1 to 1941 code for a protein of 646 amino acids. The record is from RefSeq and is a predicted model, not a curated record. Gene Ontology annotation, molecular function: serine-type endopeptidase activity. Gene Ontology annotation, biological process: proteolysis. The transcript has 7 exons.